AAGAAAAAAGAAAAGAAAAGAAAAGAAAACACCAGGUGGAAGAGGAGGCAAAGCAAGAAUGGCGAGUGGUGCGACUGCGAUGCAGCGGUGCGGCGUAGCGGCACGGUGGUUGAUGAGGCCGGCAGUGACAGAAGCUUCUCCGAUACUCUGUGGUCGCGGUGACAAGAGGACGGAGAAAGGGAAGAGGUUCAAGGGAUCAUACGGCAACUCUCGUCCCAAAAAAGAGAAGAUGAUCGAACGCAUCAAGGACAAGAACGAAGUUCCCAGGUCUACUCCUUGGCCUCUUCCUUUCAAGCUCAUUUGAUUCCAAUUCCAUUCCCUCAACAACCACCAGUUUGUACUCCAAUCUCUAGGGUUUUUUGGAUUAUACUAGUGUUAAUUUGUAAUUGAAUAAAGACUUUGUUGGUUUGCUAGGUUAUAUGAUUGUGUACUAGUCUUUCAAUUAAUAUCCAGGCCAUUUUCACUGAUUUUUGGAUAA
Molecule: messenger RNA, 478 nt
Organism: Lotus japonicus
Lineage: Eukaryota; Viridiplantae; Streptophyta; Magnoliopsida; Fabales; Fabaceae
Product: 30S ribosomal protein S31, mitochondrial
Exons: 1
Coding region: 59-304 (81 amino acids)
Biological process (GO): plastid translation
Cellular component (GO): plastid; ribosome
Source: RefSeq, a predicted model, not a curated record